Messenger RNA from Drosophila kikkawai, 1806 nucleotides. RefSeq lists its product as uncharacterized. Lineage: Eukaryota; Metazoa; Arthropoda; Insecta; Diptera; Drosophilidae. The record is from RefSeq and is a predicted model, not a curated record.
CGUUGGGAGCGCUCGUCACACGUCGCGAUUUAAGCCGAGACUUUAAGCGCGAUUUGAACGUGCGUUUUGCCGCCGACUCCGACUCUCCUUCCCCGUUUCCACAAUCAUUACCAAAUUAUUAAUACGCCCCAAUCCCCCCACAAAACCCACCACAGAAGACGCCAAAAAAAUGACAGAGCGGAGAAGCAGGAGCUCCACCAGGAGCUGCUGGAACACCAAAUCUUCAGCGAAAGUAUUAGAAACCAGCAGAGAAUUAACACUUAGUGGCCGCCGCCACCACCACCUGGUUGUCUGCAGCUUUAUUGCCGUGCUCUCGCUGGCUUCCGUGGCCCUGGCCAAGCCACCGGAUCAGGAAGCGAUCCAUCACCAUGCCGAAUUCCCGGAGGAGGACAGCGACAUGCUGAUGGAGCCGAAUGACUUUGCCCCGAUUACAGUGCUGCGUUCCCACGAGCAGCACUUCCACAUGCCGCCAUCUACGCAGCUCCAGUCGCAGCAGCCGCAGCCGCUCCAGAAUCAUGCCAGGAUCCAGCCCCGUGCCCAGCCAAGGCAGUUCCAGGUGGCCACGCAGCAGGAGCACCAGGACCCGGGCGAGGAGCAGUUCCGCCCGAUAGUUAAUCCCAAUCCGGGAACACUAGUGGCCAGAUCCGAUGCCGAUUCGCACACGCAAGCGGCCCAGAACUUCUAUCCUCCGUUCUACCACGAGGCGCCGCCCCUGGGUCAUUCCAGGCCCUACUUUGGCCACGGUCCCGUCUCGGAGAGUACUCCCCUGUCCCUGCCACUGCCGCUCCUGGCCCCGCAGCAGCAACAGCAGCAGCAGCAACCGGUGCAGCAGCAUCAGCAGAGGAACUUCGAUGCCAGCAUUCUGGGCAGUGGGGACUUUGGAGUGCUGCGCGGCGGCACCUUCUAUCCGGAGGAGGAGAUGCCUUACCAUCCAGAGGACAACAGCGACUACAUCUACGGCGAUGCCGCCAACAACGGCCAUGGCCGUCCCUCUGAGGGCUUUGUGCAGAAGUACACCUAUCCGGAGGAACAGUUUGCCAAUUUCAGGGAUUUCGCUGACAUAAACACACCGGCAGACUCGGCCUUCUCCCAGUUCGUGGUGGUUUAUGCGGCAAAGAACGCCACGGCCCCGAGCACGCAUCCGCAUCCGAAGAAUAUAUUCGAGCAGCUGGAGCUGCUGGACCGCGAGAAGGAGCUGGAGGCCAAGGCCAGGCCCAAGGCCUCCUCCGCGGGCAAGAGCUCGUCCAAGGCCAAGGCCAAGCUGGCCAAGACCAAGCUGCAGAAGAAGUACAGGAAAAAGGUGGUGGGACCCAAGUUUCAAGAUCCCCAGGACCCGCAGGAUCCGCUAGAGCUGGAGCCACUGCUGGCCCUCAGUUAAGUAAGCUAGCCCAGAAGUUCCACCUGCACAUCCAUCGCCACUACCACUACCACUACCACUUCCACACUUCCACACUUCCGUCUCCUCUGUUAGAUUUAUUUAUUUUGUUUCGAGAUGAAUGCAAGCCACCACCACAAAAGAGCCACCACCCGUACUCCUCCCCCCAAAUUGACAUCCCCCUUCCACAUACCCACAUCCCCACAUAUCGCAAUUAUACUAAAUACUAUAUACCAGUGUUUUUUUUGGUCUGUCUGCUUUUUGUCUCGCAUCGAUUGUUAAUUCUUAAACCUAGGCGUAGUCUACUCUAUAUGCAUGUACCCUGUGCAUGCGUCUCAUAUGCGUAUCUAAUGUAAUUAUUUUUUGUGUCUAAUUGAGCAUAAUUUUAUUAUGUGCGUGUACAUAAAACGAGAAAUGUUAAAUGUAAUUAU